GACACACGCCAGGAGACUGACAGCCAGUGUGCACCUCAGGACCAGGCACCAUACCGAGGCGCCGCAUCACAAAGGCAUUCAUGCGCCUCCUGCCUCGUCGUUUCCUUGGCCUUUUGAGCGACACCUGUUGGCUGAAUUGACCCAUUGAAAUCCCUCCGCCUUUCUACAUCCCAACGGAUCUACAUGUCCCCGGGGCACCCUUGAGCUCUCGGCGGAGACGGGCUCAUAAGGUCAUAGGCGGCGUUAUUUAACGUGGUCUUGAUUUGACACAUUCUCGCACUCAUCAUGCCACCAAAAUCUGCACCCAGCAGGAAGCGUGGCCGCCCGCGGAAAGACGAGGAUGACGUCUCGUCCAAGAAGCCUAGGCUCACUGGUAGGCAAGCUGCCACCAGAUCGCGAGAUGCACCGAACGGCGACGAAAAUAAGCAAAAUGGCCAGGCAAAGGGCAAGGACGAUGUUUACGACUUUCAUGACCCAGAUGAAGCACCAGCCGCUCGGACUCCAUCAAAGGCCAAGCCCCAGCUGAAGGGCAUCCUCACUCCUAGCAGGAGGCAACGUGGCCAGGCCCCCAAGAGUGUCGCCUUUGACAAUCCCAAAAAUGGGGAGGUGUUAUUCGAAGACAAAUCGACAAAGCCAGUCAACCCAACUCGGAAAUCCACCAAGUCUCGGAAGGAACCCGAAGAUGAACCGGUCGAGGACGCCGGCGAGGACUCAGAAACGGCAGAGGAUGAUGAGGUUUGUGCCCUGUGCAACAAGCCAGAUUCCAAGACCGGGAACCAGAUCUUGUUCUGCGACGGUUGUGAUCUUGCUGUGCAUCAAAAGUGCUACGGCGUGCCUAGGAUCCCACGAGGGGAUUGGCUGUGCAAAGAUUGCUCCCUAGCCCCAUCUAGCACGACAGCAAACGGGUCGACGGCCAAGGAUCAGAAGGCAUCAGAAGCAACUGUCGAAGCCGCGCCCGAUAUCCCGAAUUUUGAGCAGCAUCUGAGCUCCCUGAAACGCGUCCUGCUGGAUCGCUGCACCGGCAGACGCCGAAUGAGGCUACGGGACCAGGACGAGGCAUACGAGAAGACGUUCCAGCUCGUCCAGCAGACCGUCCUGGCGGGCGAGGGCAAUUCCAUGCUCGUCAUCGGCGCCAGGGGUUGUGGGAAAACGACGAUGGUUGAGUCGGUCCUGUCCGAAAUUGGCCUGGAACACCGCGACCAGUUCCACGUCGUGCGGCUCAAUGGAUUCAUCCACACGGACGACAAGCUGGCGCUGAAGGACAUAUGGCGGCAACUGGGAAAGGAGAUGGAAGUGGAGGACGACCUCAUCGGAAAAACGAACAACUAUGCAGACACGCUUGCAUCGCUGCUCGCGCUGCUGUCACAUCCUUCGGAGAUUGCAGAAUCUCACGAAGGGGUCACCUCCAAAUCGGUGGUCUUCAUCAUUGAUGAGUUCGAUCUCUUCGCUACACACGCACGCCAGACACUUCUCUACAACCUGUUCGACAUAGCCCAAGCGAGGAAAGCACCAAUUGCUGUGCUGGGUCUUACCAACAGGAUUGAUGUGGUGGAGAGCCUCGAGAAGCGAGUAAAGAGCCGAUUCAGCCAUCGUUACGUUUACCUCUCACUGCCGAAGACGCUGUCGUCCUACUGGGCGGUAUGCAAGCAGGGCCUCACGGUAGACGACGAGGAUGCCAAGGCAGAAGGGCUUCCGGUCACUCUGCAAGGCUUCACCAAAUUUCAGGAAUACUGGACGAAAAAGAUCGAGGCACUAUAUCAGGACCAGGGGCUCAAGGACCUCCUCGAGUAUCACUACUAUAGCACCAAGUCGGUGCCAGCCUUCCUCAACAGCUGUGUGCUCCCUUUGGCGGCAAUCACACCGUCAAAGCUCUCCCUACGAAUUACGCCCGAGUUCAGCCCGUCCAUCGACCCACCUGACUCCAAGCUCUACCUCUUGGAGUCCCUCUCAGAUCUGGACUUGUCACUCCUCAUUUCCGCGGCCCGCCUCGACAUUGUCGCUCACACCGACACGGUCAACUUUGCGAUGGCCUAUGACGAGUACACAACGUUGAUAGGAAGGCAGAGAGUGCAGAGUGCCACCUCGGGCAUGUUGGCGCUUGGAGGAGGAGUGCGUGUCUGGGGGCGAGGCGUCGCCGAGAUAUGCUGGGAACGACUUGUAUCACUAGGACUGCUCCUGCCAACCGGCCUAGGCGGCCGGAUGUGCAAGGUCGACGUGACCCUGGAGGAGAUUCCCGCUGCUGUAAAGCUGAAUGCUAUCCUCUCCAGGUGGUGCAAGGAAUUGUAAUGGCGGCUAGUCAGACUUACACCAUCCGACCGCAGCUCUAGGUCCGCCUAUCACCGAGUUGCUCUGGUAUAUUUUCUCUCUUUGUGGCUGGGUCACCAGCAAGCCACACUUGCUCGGGCGACUCUUCUCCCUGGACGAUCUUGGCCUGAAUUCAACGUAGGGCCAGGACAGCCUGUGGAUACCUUCAGGUAUCAAGCAAUACAACCAUACACGGAAUUUGAGUCUCCCGUCAGAUGUCCCAUUAUUUGCCUGAUAUAUUUAGUGUUCCUACGUCAUAGCAAAGUGAGGCAUGCCAAUUGAAAAUCCGGAGGAAGCGCCCUCACGAUAGACGAGGAUCGAGAUAUCAUGUGUCAAUGUACGUGAUCCCCCCCCCCUCCUCGUACACACCGCCGAACACCGUGCCAGCUCAGCAAACCUCCGGGGCGGACCAGGGGAGACUUGGGGGAAAAAAAGCCCAGGCAUCGGUAAUUCCCUUUGUUGAGGAGGAGCACACGCGCGCGCGCCAGCACGAAGCAUUACAAAAGAAUUGGAUCCGCCGCAGACACUGUCCUGCGCCCUUACGACACCGCCGCUUUGACGUCGUGGGCCACCCUCUGCUCACUUCCUUGCGCGCAUCACCGGUCAAUCGUCAUUUCCCCUUUGCGCCGCCGGGCCCCCAUGCAGGCCCCCAGGCCUCCCCUCCGCCCUAUCUAUCCUCACGCCCCUGCCCCCCGGGCGGGCGGCGAGUCACGAUCCUUUUUUUUUUGGUCCUCUUCUGACUGUCUCUCUCCCUCUCAGCGCCCCCCCAUCCCCCCUCCGCCCCUCCUCGUGAGCUCGCUCGGUGCUUGUGUAAGUGUGCGCGUGUAUGUGCUUGUGUUGUGUGCUCACUGUGUAGUUUAUUAUUACCCAGGCAUCGAGAUUUGGCGGGAGGGCUGGCCGGGGAUUUCCGAGUUAUGUUCAAUUCUGGGGCCUCGAUUACAAAGGGCUUGCAGGGAUCUGAGUCGCAAGCCGGCGACGACCUCGACGAACACUUCCCUAUGCGUUGCUUGCCCUAGCUUGCUUGCCCUAUGUCCCACCGCGUCCCGACGCGGGUGCUACACAGUACCUGAGGACUGGUCCCCUUUUUUUUUCUUUCCUUCCCUUCCUCUUGCGUGUUGCUUGCCAAGUCGGAUUGUGGGGAGCGCGCGGCAGUUGUUCAUGGAUGUGUGUAGACUAU
This is a messenger RNA of Diaporthe batatas, 3481 nucleotides long. RefSeq names its product origin recognition complex subunit 4. Gene Ontology annotation, biological process: DNA replication; DNA replication initiation. Lineage: Eukaryota; Fungi; Ascomycota; Sordariomycetes; Diaporthales; Diaporthaceae. Gene Ontology annotation, molecular function: ATP binding; DNA replication origin binding; ATP hydrolysis activity. The coding region runs from base 286 to 2286 and encodes 666 amino acids. The transcript has a single exon. Gene Ontology annotation, cellular component: nucleus; nuclear origin of replication recognition complex. The record is from RefSeq and is a predicted model, not a curated record.